GGAACCUUUUGCUCCGCAUACCUCGCCUCCUCCCGGUCCGCUCAUGAAGCCGCCGCAGUUGUCGCUCGUCGUUGUCCUCAUCCCGUGCCUCCUGUAUAACGCAGGCGCCUCCGGCGUCCCCGAGGCCGAGCUCCACGCACCGCGGUUCCAUUCCAUCUUCAGCUUCGGCAGCUCAUCCUCGGAUACGGGCAACUUCGUCGUCCUGUCCGCCGGCUUCCCCUUCAGCCCCUUCAACAACUCUCCCUACGGGGAGACCUUCUUCCGUCGCCCCACCGGCCGGCCUUCCGACGGCCGCCUCAUCAUCGACUUCAUCGCGGAGGCGCUGGAGCUCCCGUUGGUGCCGCCUUUCAUGUCCAAGGCAGGGAACUUCACCCAAGGAGCCAACUUCGCCAUCGUCGGCGGUACGGCCCUCGACGUCGGGUUCUUCCUGCGGCACAACUCUGGGAGCGUGCCGCCGUUCCGGAGCUCCCUGCGCGCGCAGAUAGCGUGGUUCCGGAAGGUCGUGAAGCAGUCGCUCAGCUGCAACACCACUGCAGAAUGCAGGGAGCGCCUCGCGAGGUCUCUGUUCGUGGUAGGCGAGCUGGGCCUGACCGACUACAGCUACAUCCUCUCCGGCGGGAAGAGCCUGCAGGAGGCCAAGUCCUUUGUGCCGUUUGUUGUGCAAGCCAUCAUCAGAGGCAUCGAGAGGUUGGUGGAGGAGGGAGCGAGGUACGUGGUGGUAUCAGGGACGCCGCCGAUGGGGUGCACGCCGAUGGCGCUGACGAAAUACGCCGCGGCGGCGAACGCGACGGAGUACGACCGCCGGACGGGAUGCCUGCGGCGGCUCAACGGCCUCUCGCAGUACCAUAACUGGAUGCUGCAGGAGAGCGUGAGGCGCACGCGUGUGAAGUACCCGGGGACGACGCUGGUGUAUGCCGACUACCACAAGCCCGUGGCGCGGCUCAUCCGGCGCCCGGGAAAGCUCGGGUUCACAGCGGAGUCCCUGAGAGCGUGCUGCGGCGGGGGCGGGCGGUACAACUACAACAUGGAUGGAUCGGCGUGCGGCUUGCCCGGCGCGACCGCCUGCAACGACCCAUCUACCCACCUCUUCUGGGACGGCAUCCACUACACCGAGGCCGCCAACAAGUACAUCGCCCACGGCUGGCUCACCGGACUCUACGCCCAUCCGGCCAUACUUAGCUUGCCGCAAUAGAUACACGAUACCGUAGCUUGUACUACUCCCUCCAUCUAGGUGAGUAAGUCAUCUUAGGUUGUGCACUGUGACCAAGAAAAAGGAAAAAACGAGAGAACUCAAUGUUCAUUUGCUAAUUAAUAUCAUUGCAUGCAAUGAACUAACUAGUGCAUGUAGUGUCUGGUAGUCUCAAGUCAUUAAAAGGAUGCACACCCCACAUCUCGUAUUGGUUGAUAUGUCAAGAAACAAGAAACGAGAUAAACUUUAAUGCACCGCGCCUAAGUGUUUUGGAAUUAUUUGGUUUUCAUAAGAUGACUUACACACCUAGACGGAGGGAGUAGUGGUAUGCAGCUUCAAAAUGGUCAAUGUAGUUUAGCCUUUUAAUGUUUUAAGAUGAGCAAAAUAGUUUCUUUUUGAGACAAAUCAAGUGAAGCUUUUAUUAUGACAUCAUAAUGUUUACAGGGAUGAAAAGAAAAUCAUCAGGUUGGCCUAACCAUGCAUGAUGCCCAACCCCAAAUAUAAAGUAUGCUUCGCUAGAUUCAAACUUCUAAACUUCCUAAACUCAGAUGAGUACAUUAGUUAGUUUGUGUCUAUGAGCUAGCACAGCAGUUUGCCUCUCUUUUUUGUGUGUGUGUGUGGUUUUUUUCCUUUCUAUGAUGCAUUUUGAAAAGAAUUGUACGAAGUGUCCAUGCAU
Messenger RNA from Triticum aestivum (bread wheat), 1865 nucleotides. Its product is annotated as GDSL esterase/lipase At5g45910-like. The record is from RefSeq and is a predicted model, not a curated record. Lineage: Eukaryota; Viridiplantae; Streptophyta; Magnoliopsida; Poales; Poaceae. The transcript is spliced from 4 exons. Gene Ontology annotation, molecular function: hydrolase activity, acting on ester bonds. Bases 44 to 1192 code for a protein of 382 amino acids.